Molecule: messenger RNA, 5190 nt
Organism: Pyrgilauda ruficollis (rufous-necked snowfinch)
Lineage: Eukaryota; Metazoa; Chordata; Aves; Passeriformes; Passeridae
Gene: STK17A
Product: serine/threonine kinase 17a
Exons: 7
Coding region: 157-1383 (408 amino acids)
Biological process (GO): positive regulation of apoptotic process; intracellular signal transduction; protein phosphorylation
Cellular component (GO): nucleus
Molecular function (GO): ATP binding; protein serine/threonine kinase activity
Source: RefSeq, a predicted model, not a curated record
CGCCCCCUCGGCCGGCGCGUGCUGCCCGCAGCCUCCGCGAGCCCGCGGCAGCGCCCGGAGGGAGCGCGGGCCGGGAGGGACACGGGCACCGGGAGGGAGACGGGAGGAGAAGGCGAAGGCGAAGGCGUCCCCCUGCCGAGGGAGAAGCCCCGCGCCAUGAGCCCCGACGAGAAGCCGCAGCCCGGUCGCUCCCGCGGUGACCGGCCGCCGCCACCUCAGCCCGCAGCCGGGCGAUCCCGGCGGCGGGGCGGGCUGCUGGCGGAGAUCCGUACGCCCAUCCGCACGGAGCCCUUCCAGGAGCGGUACAGCCUGAGCCCCGGCCGGGAGCUCGGCAGGGGAAAAUUUGCAGUGGUGAAGAAGUGUAUCCAGAAAGACACUGAAAGAGAGUUUGCAGCAAAAUUCAUGAGAAAAAGAAGAAAGGGCCAAGACUGUCGGAUGGAAAUAAUCCACGAAAUUGCAGUCCUUGAGCUGGCACAAUGCAACCUUUGGGUCAUUAACUUGCAUGAAGUUUAUGAAACUGCAACAGAGAUGAUUUUAGUCCUGGAAUAUGCUGCUGGAGGUGAAAUCUUUGACCAGUGUGUGGCUGAAAGAGAGGAGGCCUUCAAAGAGAAAGAUGUUAAGAGACUUAUGAAGCAGAUAUUAGAAGGCGUUUCAUUCUUGCACAGAAACAAUGUUGUUCAUCUUGACUUAAAGCCCCAAAAUAUUCUGCUAACCAGUAAGUCUCCUCUGGGAGACAUUAAGAUAGUAGAUUUUGGCCUUUCCAGAAUAAUGAAGAGCAGUGAGGAACUAAGAGAAAUCAUGGGAACUCCAGAAUAUGUGGCUCCUGAAAUUCUGAGUUAUGACCCAAUCAGUACAGCAACUGAUAUGUGGAGCAUUGGAGUACUGGCAUAUGUUAUGCUAACAGGGAUAUCACCUUUCUUGGGGGAUGAUAAACAAGAAACGUUCUUAAAUAUAUCUCAAAUGAAUGUAAGUUACUCUGGAGAGGACUUUGACCUUGUAUCAGAGUCUGCUGUGGAUUUCAUCAAAACUCUGCUCGUUAAGAAACCCGAAGACAGGGCAACUGCUGAAGAAUGUCUUCAACAUCCAUGGUUGGAACAAAGUGAUAAUCCUGCUUGCAGAGCCUGGAAUAAGAGUACAGAAGGGGAGACCAGUGAUGCCAUCCAGAAAGAUGGAGAUUCUGCCUCUGAACAAUCAGAAGACACUGAGAAGACUGGAGAGGAAGAAUCAAUAGUGACAGAAGAACUAAUUGUAGUGGCUUCAUACACACUGGGACAAUGUAGGCAGUCAGAAAAAGAAAAAGUAACUGAGCAGAAAGCCAUUUCCAAACGAUUUAAAUUUGAGGAACCAUUACUGCAGGAAAUACCAGGAGAAUUCAUUUACUGAACUGUGUGGAGCUUCAUAGCUAUAACUGGAAGGCAGUUUUUUCUACUAAACAAAAAGUAUUCUAGCCAAGUGAAUUUCUGAUAUGCAAUAAAUGUUCUAGAUAAAAGAAAGUGUUUAUAAAUGGCAUACAAAAAAAAUGUGCCAAGUUCUUAUUUUCAUGGAACAGAUGAAAUUUCAAGUGGCUGACAGGAAUUUAACAAAGAGGAUAAGCUUAUUUUUGUUUUUGAUUUUUAUUUCUGGUUUUUUGUUGUUGUUAUUGAUUGGUAAGAGAGUUUUUGCUAAUUGUUCUGGUGUUCUUGAGAAGUUGACACUGGAAGUGUUUUGGUGACAGAUGUCAAUAGGAGUAUUUUAGGAUACAUUUUGGUAUUUAAUGCAAAUAUAUAAUGCUGGGUUUUCCUCAAAUGCCUCCUGACUUCAGUGGAACUAUCUGCUCAUCUAAAACUUGUAUGAGAGGAGAAUAUGAUCACCUGGUUUGAUGUACAGAUUUCAGAAUCAUCCUGUGUGUAUUUCUUUGUUUACAUCAGGUCAAAGACCCAAACUCCUCUGGUGUGUAGCUGAACAGUGAGCUGAGCUUCUCCAGACAGAGAUGCACAUGCCCCACUGGGAAAGAAAUCUGUACUGAACAUAUGUAUUAUUUAGGAGCACAGUAAAAUCCUGCUCCUGAGGGUGAUAUAUUUGCUUAUUUCAGUCACUUGUGAGCCAGCAGAGAUUGUUCCCUUCCCCUCCCAUGUUGGGUGAGAUGUGCCAAUAGAAUCCAGCUCAGUGUGGCCACACAGUGCUGAUGGGAGGAAAAAAGAAUGACAUUCUGAUGUAGCUCCUCUGAAGUUACUGAAGUUCUCUCCACUGACUUUACCAUGUUAGGUUAGACAGUUUGUCCAGCUAAUCAGCCCUUGAUUCUGCCUCCCCCAGAACCAGCUGGGGUUUUACUGGGAUUAUGAGGUCAUUUCUGCCUUCUUUCUGUUCCUCUAAUAACUGCUGCUUUAAGGAAAAAAAAAGAGCAUCCUUAGGCUAAAUUGCAAUUGUUCAAUAUAGCUGUCAGAUGAGGAAGAAGAUACUGCUUCUUCUGAAACAGUGAAGCACAGCUCAUGCCUCCUGCUUCCUGAUCACUCUCCCUUAGACACUUGGAAAUACAGCAUGGUAUGUGGCCUGGCAGAGUGGGAUUAGAGAGCAGUAUGGAUGGGUCAUAGUUCUCAAUGGACGCAGUCUCUCAGAGGACAAAGCUGGCACCAACUGGGCACCAAAACUGAGUGGUUUUUGCAAUGUACAGGUCUGAGGAUGUUGGCCUGAGUCCUAGUUUUCUAAGAAAUCUUUCAUAUUGAUGCUGUUCCAAAGUUUAAUUUUUAUGUAAUGGAAGUAUAGUACUAUUAUAUUGCAUACUGUUAACUAUUCAACUAUUUAUUUGGUUUCCUUAUGCUGUUCCUUUAUAAUAAAGUCUGACAAAAGUUUUCUUGCUAUAAAACAGUGAAUAGAAACUUUUGAGCUAGUUUUUCCCUUUUUUUUCCAUGUUGGUACACACUUUUUAAUUUCAAAUGUAUCAAAUGUUCUACUCGAUUUAGUGAGGAGGAGUUCAGGGCUCUGUGCUAAUGUUACAGUUCCUCCUUCACACAAAAGUUAAAUGGCUUAAUGAGAGCAGCAGUACUGGGGUGAUCUGAUCAGCAUGGCUGGAAAGGUGGGGGAGGAACACUAGUACAGAAGAAAGCUGAACCAAAAGCAGUGGGACAAUGGGUAGUUUUUCCAUAAGGCAUCAUUGCCAGAGGUUAGGCUACCCUUACUUCAAGCCACAUCAGGGAAAUUGCACCUAAAUUAAACUGUUCUAUCAGGCUUUUCCCCCUAUGAAACUACAUAUUGAAUAUUCAAGUAGGUAGAGCAGCUUCUCGUUCCUCAAAGGUGUUCAUAUAAAACAGCCAGUGGUGCUCAGAAUUGACUUUGGACAUGUUAUAUAUUGUAAUGCAGAGAUGCCUUUCCUGCUCUGGAGAAAGGAGUCAGUUACUGGACAGCUCUGGCUGGCUCUCAGCAGGAGAAUCUUUGAGCCAACAGCAUAUCUGUGUUAUCUGGGUGUUUCUGGACACAAAGAGGAGCUGACCUACAAUGUGGUCUGUUUCAGCCUUUGUUAGGCAGGACAGUGCCACCAUGGCCAUCUUUCUUUUACUCUCCAGUCAUUUGCCCAAGACAAUUUGCUUGGGUGACGGGACGCUGAUUCAUGGAAUUCUUCUGUGCAAGAUUGCAACUUCUCCUAUCUUCCAUCAUUGCCAUUUUGACAUUUUUUCUCUCAUAUCCUUACUUUCUUCCAUAUGUUACUAAGUUGAGCAGAGCAGUGAGGUUGAAACAUGUUCACAUCCUACCCUUACAGAACAAUGCUGCCAGUGUUGCACACAUAAAUGUUUAACAACACCUGGUUGCCCACAGCAAACUAUUUGCGGGAUAUAUAUAUCCCGUUUCACUUCCUCUUUGUAACCACAGAUCAUGUCUCAGAUUGAGACUGGUACCAAUGGAAAAGAGUAGAUGCUGAGCAGUAUACAUUUUGUCCUAUAUACUGUUUGUAAUGACAGUGAAGCUUAACAUGUGUACAUGAAAUACAUACUUAUUUCAAGGGCAGCUUUUCUUGAAUUGGCUGCUUUGAGAUUUCCAGUGGGCUGCAUUUCUGUUUAACUCUUUAUGCCUUAAGGUGAUUUUAUACACUGUUUUUUUUAAUGUAAUUAAGAAUUUGUAUAGAGCUGUGAAGGUUUAGUAGUGUAAGUUAUAAAAAAGGCAUCUUAGAUUCACCCCAUAACAAGGAAAAUUUUCUGUAACGUUUCACUGCAGGACUAUCAGCCAGACCCAAACCCUUGAGGCUCUUUCUGUUCCACUGUGAGUGUGGGUAAAGCUGCAAGUGAGGUGUUCUUACCCUGAGCUCUAGGAAGGGGCUGUUCAGCCAGUGUUGUUGAGGAACUCAGUUACGAGUGAAGUGACACAUCAGUAAAACCAGGAGCAAACCAAGAGCUGUGAGGAACAGCUGGUUUUCUGCAGCUCCAUGAAUACAGGGGACUGUGUGUGUGUACACAGGUCAUUUGGGAAAAGCUCCUGUGUUGGUGGGGAAGGGGCUGCUUUUGGGGAAUCAGCUCCCUGGACCUUGUAGGCAAUGUUCUCCCAGUCCCCACUCUCCAGACCGAGCACAUGCUGGCUGCCUUUGUAGCACGGAGAGCAUGGCUGCUGUUUGCUCAGAUGCAGGAUGCUGAAGGAAUGGAAGGGCAGAUGUUCCUACAGAGUUAUCUGGUUCAUGGGAGACCCAUGAACUGUAUCAAUAGGAAGGGUAAGUCCAGGCCUAGGCCUUCUUUCAGUUGUUGGAAUAAAUAGCAAAGUCCUAAUGAAAAGCACAGCCUUGUCUCCUCUUGUUGCUAUAUUCACCUCUUUAAGGGAGAGGUUUAUACAUUUUAUAGUUGCUAAAAUAGAUGUUCUACAAAACAAUAUUUUUCUUUUUGUCCAAAGUGGAAUUUGCAUUGUGAUUUGUCUCAUGUCACAAUUUUUGUGUGCAGGUCUCUAAAUACAAAAGGGUGAAUUCCAGUUUGUGAUCUACCCCCUGAAUCCCCCUGAGAGCUGUUAGGUCACAAAUGCAAAUAAAAGUUCACCGCCCAUUCUCCACUGGUGGUGCUCACAAGGGAUGGGGAGGGAGGUGGGCUUUGUGGCUUAAGAUCUCUCUUGAAUAUUUCAGGUGUUGUUCCUGGAAGACAGUUCAAAGUUUUAAAGAAAUAGUGCCAGUUCAUUGUACUUCUGAUAAGGUGUUUACUGUUUCAGGAACUUUACAAUAAAUAAAAUUUUGUUUUCUGAACA